Molecule: messenger RNA, 1539 nt
Organism: Selaginella moellendorffii
Lineage: Eukaryota; Viridiplantae; Streptophyta; Lycopodiopsida; Selaginellales; Selaginellaceae
Product: isocitrate dehydrogenase [NADP]
Exons: 17
Coding region: 151-1401 (416 amino acids)
Biological process (GO): isocitrate metabolic process
Cellular component (GO): mitochondrion
Molecular function (GO): isocitrate dehydrogenase (NADP+) activity; magnesium ion binding; NAD binding
Source: RefSeq, a predicted model, not a curated record
CGGAAGGGAGAGUCCUAAAGUGUGUUCUUUGGAUCUAUUUUGUUCCUCCGCCCUCCUCCCUCCAGCUCGCCGCCGCCGGCAAGAGCGUCGCAUCCGCCGGCGCCAUCGCCAUCGCCAUCGCCUGUAGAAGCGCAGAAGCGCAAGAUCCGAAUGGCGUUCGAGAAGAUCAAGGUGGAGAAUCCCAUCGUGGAGAUGGACGGAGAUGAGAUGACCCGGAUCAUCUGGCAAAUGAUCAAGGACAAGCUCAUUUUUCCAUUCCUUGAUUUGGAUAUUAAAUACUUUGACUUGGGCCUUCCACGUCGUGACGAAACUGAUGACAAAGUCACAGUUGAGAGUGCCGAAGCAACCCUCAAGUACAAUGUUGCGAUCAAGUGUGCAACGAUCACGCCAGACGAAGCUCGAGUCAAGGAAUUCGGCCUCAAGGCAAUGUGGAAAAGUCCCAAUGGGACAAUUCGUAACAUUUUGAACGGGACUGUUUUUAGAGAGCCGAUUGUCUGCAAGAACGUCCCGAGGCUUGUUCCAGGGUGGACGAAACCAAUUUGCAUUGGAAGGCAUGCUUUUGGAGACCAGUAUCGUGCCACCGAUACAGUUAUCAAGGGCUCUGGAAAGCUUAAGCUGGUUUUUGUGCCUGAGAAUGGAGAGGCCUCUGAAUUCGAGGUUUACGACUUCAAGGGAGAUGGAGGAGUCGCUCUUUCUAUGUACAACACUGAUGAGUCCAUUCGUUCCUUUGCACAAGCCUCUAUGACUACUGCUCUGGCAAAGAAGUGGCCUCUAUACUUGAGCACCAAAAACACGAUUUUGAAGAAGUACGAUGGCAGGUUUAAGGAUAUCUUCCAAGAGGUCUACGAGGCGGAGUGGAAGAGCAAGUUUGAGGAAGCUGGCAUCUGGUACGAGCAUCGCCUGAUUGACGAUAUGGUUGCUUAUGCUCUCAAGAGCGAUGGUGGAUAUGUCUGGGCAUGCAAAAACUACGAUGGUGAUGUGCAGAGCGACUUUUUGGCACAAGGAUUUGGUUCCCUUGGAUUGAUGACUUCUGUGCUGGUCUGCCCCGAUGGAAAGACCAUUGAAGCCGAAGCCGCUCAUGGGACUGUAACUCGGCACUACAGAGUACACCAGAAAGGCGGUGAAACCAGCACCAACAGCAUCGCCUCCAUCUUUGCCUGGUCUCGAGGCCUUUCUCACAGGGCGACACUGGAUGGCAAUGCGCGGCUAAGCGACUACGCAGAGAAGCUCGAGGCGGCUUGCGUAGGAAUCGUUGAGUCUGGCAAAAUGACAAAGGAUCUCGCUCUGCUCAUCCACGGGCCAAAGGUGACAAAGAAAGAUUAUCUUAACACCGAGGAGUUUAUCGAUGCCGUGGCUGCCGAUCUUAAGCUCAGGCUGACAACCGCGCCGUCCAAAUUGUAAAGCCGGCUCCCGAUUUCUCAGGAAGCGUGAGCAAACACGGCUGGAAAUUCUAAUUUUUUUACGAUCCAUCCGGACAAUUUCCCUCAAAUAAUAUAAACUUAAAAUAAUUAUUAACAAGGACAUUUGUUUCCGGGCUAA